UCCAGUCGUGUUACAACAAUCAUGCAAAAUGGCUCUUACUUUAAAAUUGUUUGUUAUCAUUUUUAUUACUGUUCUAAGUGCUGUUUACAUUCGUAAAAAUUUCGAUCACUUUUUCGAUGUAUCAAUUCCAACUUUAGAAGAAAUAUGGUGGGGUCCAAAAUCGAUUAAAGCAGACAAUAAAAUCAGAUCUUUUAAAAUAGAUGUGUCGGAAGAUGUGAUUAAAGAUUUAAAAUAUCGAUUAGAAAAUGCUAGACCUUUUACGCCUCCUUUAGAGGGUAUUCAACAACAAUAUGGAAUGAAUACGAAAUUAUUAUCGGAUGUUGUGAAUUUUUGGAAAACUGAUUAUAAUUGGAAAGAGAGAGAAGAAUUUUUAAACAAAUAUCCUCAAUUUAUAACAAACAUUCAAGGUCUUGAUAUACAUUUUAUUCACGUAAAACCUAAAAAUAUACCAUCUGGUGUUAAAAUUCUUCCAUUAUUAAUGUUACACGGCUGGCCAGGAAGUAUAAGAGAAUUUUAUGAAAUAAUUCCAUUUCUAACAGAAUUAAACGAAUAUAAUAAAAAGUCGAAAAUAAUUUUUGAAGUGAUUGCGCCAUCUUUACCGGGUUACGGUUUUUCUAAAGGUGCCAUUCGACCCGGUAUGGGACCGGCAGAAAUUGGGGUUGUAAUGAAGAAUUUGAUGUUAAGAUUAGGAUUCGAUAAAUAUUACCUUCAAGGUGGUGAUUGGGGAGCGAACAUUGUGGCUCAUAUGUCAGCUUUAUUUCCAAAUCACAUUCUUGGAACGCAUUCAAAUAUGUGCCUGGCUAUGACGCCAGGAAGUUUUAUAAAAUAUUUAUUAACCCUAAUCACCCCAUCUUGGUUAAUUAAAGAAACAGAAAAAGUGAUUAUGACACCGUUUGAAAUUUUUGAAUUGGGGUUGUUAGAAACUGGAUAUUUUCAUGUUCAAGCGACAAAACCUGACACGAUAGGGGUGAGUUUAGAUGAUUCACCGGUUGGGUUGGCCGCUUAUAUGUUGGAGAAAUUUACAACGGGAACUCUUAUUGAUUACAAAAAUAGAGAAGAUGGUGGAUUGAAGAUUAAAUUUACUUACACAAAUCUUUUGGAUAAUGUUAUGAUAUAUUGGGUUAACAAAUCAAUGACGACUGCCGCAAGAUUAUAUUCUGAAGGGUUUAAUAAAAAUCAAUUUAAAAGAGGACUUGAGAGAACGCCUGUAACUGUUCCAUAUGCCUGUGCCAAAUUUCUCAACGAUAUGCACAUGCCAGAUAGUUUUCUUACAACAAGAUUUAAAAAUUUAAUACAUUCGAAAACUUAUGAGGGUGGACACUUUGCAGCAAUGGAAGUACCAAAAACAUUAGCUGCGGAUAUUUAUAUGGCAUUGGAAAAAAUUGAAAACCUUCAAUCAAACAAUAAUACAGAAAAAUAAAUGUAUGUAUUUUUUGUAUAUACUCUGAUAUGUAAUAGUUGUUAAAGGGUUAAACAGAAAAUAAAUUGAAAAUCACAUU
This is a messenger RNA of Onthophagus taurus, 1499 nucleotides long. Its product is annotated as juvenile hormone epoxide hydrolase 2-like. Gene Ontology annotation, biological process: epoxide metabolic process. Lineage: Eukaryota; Metazoa; Arthropoda; Insecta; Coleoptera; Scarabaeidae. The record is from RefSeq and is a predicted model, not a curated record. Gene Ontology annotation, molecular function: epoxide hydrolase activity.